This is a messenger RNA of Ambispora gerdemannii, 990 nucleotides long. The record is from the annotation of a GenBank genome assembly. Lineage: Eukaryota; Fungi; Glomeromycota; Glomeromycetes; Archaeosporales; Ambisporaceae.
AUGCUUAUUUUAAACUCUUAUCAUUAUGCUUAUUAUUUUGUGCUCAUCUUAUUUAUUUGUGGUGUUAGUGCACUUCCUAAACCCAAAAUUGAUCGUCUUGUAGUAGUUGAAGACAUUUCACCCACUCCCGAUAAAAACGUAGAGGGAAUUUCAGUUACGUUAGUAGAACAGGGAACCUUUGAAGGAAAUCUUCCAAUGCUCAAAUUUAAUAUCCCGGAAUUCGAUCUCCCUCACUUUCAUAAUUUUAAACAAAAUCCAUUCCACAGACCCAUGUUUAAUCGACAUUCUGGUUUUCAUCACAUGCAUCAUAAUCAAGAUUGGCUUUCUCAUGGAUUCCCACUUCCUAAUCAAUUGGAAUCUUUGAUCGAUUUUAGCAACAAGAAACCCGAAUUUUUGUUGUCGAUGCUCAACUUGUUGACAAACUCCUUAGAAAACAAUGUCGCUUUAGAUCAAAAUGUUUUGACUGAAUCUAAAACGUCUCUAACUUUGGAUCAUGAUUUAUCACAAGAUGAUUCCAACUUGGACGAUUUGGAUACUCCGAAUAUUGACGAUUUACAUUUUCCAUCAGCUGAUCAAACUUUGGUUGACGAUAACGAUGAAUGCUCUCUCGACGAUACGAAAAUUGAAGAAGAUAAUUUAGAACCCGAUUCUUAUCCGACAAAAUCAUCGUCGUCGAUUCCAACUACGACUGAUGUGGCGAUAUGGGGUGCAACUUUUGAUCUAUUGAUCGACUCUCCUCUGAUUUCUCAACCUCAGGAAAAACUAACGAUGCCGUCUGAAACACACUACUGGGAGACGAGCCGUUCUGAACUUCCGAUACGACUAAAUCGAAUUUUCCACGACAUGCUUUAUUCUGCUGGCCUAUUUGCAUUGGUGUUGAUUUUGAUGCCUAUUGCGUCUAAAUUUAUUCGCGAAUAUAAGGAUAAACGUAAUCAUUAUGCUCCGAUGAUUUUUUGUGUGAGUGAUGAAAAAAAGCUUGAGAAAAAAUGA